UGCAGACACAACACGGUGCACCUCUGUCACCAUGGGGAACUGGGUUGAGAAUGAAGGACUCUCCAUCUUCGUUAUUUUCGUUUGGCUGGGGCUGAAUGUCUUCCUCUUUGUGUGGUACUACUGGGUUUAUGCCUUUGGAAAGAAGUAUUACUAUACUACAAAACUUCUUGGGGCAGCACUGCCAUUGGCCAGGGCCCCUGCAGCCUGCCUGAACUUCAACUGCAUGCUGAUCCUGCUUCCAGUCUGUCGAAAUCUGCUCUCUUUUCUCAGGGGUUCCAGUGCGUGCUGCUCAACAAGAAUUCGAAGACAACUGGACAGAAAUCUCACUUUUCAUAAAAUGGUGGCAUGGAUGAUUGCACUUCAUUCUGCGAUUCACACAAUUGCACAUCUAUUCAAUGUGGAGUGGUGUGUGAAUGCCCGAGUCAACAAUUCUGAUAAUUACUCGAUAGCACUCUCUGAAAUUGGGGACAAAAAGAAUGAAACUUACCUCAAUUUUGUUCGAGAGAGAAUCAAGAACCCUGAAGGAGGCCUGUUAGUGGCUGUAACUCGGUUGGCAGGCAUCACUGGAAUUAUCAUCACACUGUGCCUCAUACUUAUCAUCACAUCCUCCACCAAAAUCAUCCGGAGGUCUUACUUUGAAGUGUUUUGGUACACACACCAUCUCUUCGUCAUAUUCUUCAUUGGUCUUGCCAUCCAUGGAGCUGAACGAAUUGUACGUGGGCAAACUGAGGAGAGUUUGAAGAAACAUGAUCCACUGAUGUGUGAGCAAUAUAUCUCAGAUUGGGGAAAGAUAAAGGACUGCCCUGUCCCAGAAUUCUCUGGAAACCCUCCUAUGACCUGGAAAUGGAUAGUGGGUCCCAUGUUCCUAUAUCUCUGUGAGAGGUUGGUCCGGUUUUGGCGAUCUCAACAGAAGGUGGUCAUCACCAAGGUGGUCACUCACCCUUUCAAAACCAUUGAACUACAAAUGAAGAAGAAAGGAUUCAAGAUGGAGGUGGGGCAAUAUAUUUUUGUCAAGUGCCCCACGGUGUCCAAGCUGGAAUGGCACCCUUUCACACUGACCUCUGCCCCUGAAGAAGACUUCUUUAGCAUCCAUAUCCGUAUCGUGGGGGACUGGACAGAGGGGCUAUUCAAUGCUUGUGGCUGUGAUAAGCAGGAGUUUCAAGAUGCAUGGAAACUACCUAAAAUAGCAGUUGAUGGGCCCUUUGGCACAGCAAGUGAAGAUGUGUUCAGCUAUGAGGUAGUGAUGUUAGUGGGAGCAGGAAUUGGGGUCACGCCCUUUGCAUCCAUCCUCAAGUCAGUCUGGUACAAAUAUUGCAACAAUGCCACGAAUCUGAGGCUCAAAAAGAUCUACUUCUACUGGCUGUGCCGUGACACACAUGCCUUUGAGUGGUUUGCAGACUUGCUGCAGCUGCUGGAGACACAGAUGCAGGAGAGGAACAAUGCUGGCUUCCUCAGCUACAACAUCUAUCUCACCGGCUGGGAUGAGUCCCAGGCCAAUCACUUUGCUGUGCACCAUGAUGAGGAGAAAGAUGUGAUCACAGGCCUGAAACAAAAGACACUGUAUGGACGACCCAACUGGGAUAAUGAGUUCAAGACAAUUGCAAGUCAACACCCUAAUACCAGAAUAGGAGUUUUCCUCUGUGGACCUGAAGCCUUGGCUGAAACCCUCAGUAAACAGAGCAUCUCCAACUCUGAGUCUGGCCCUCGGGGAGUGCACUUCAUUUUCAACAAGGAAAACUUCUAAUUCAUCCCAACUACGAGGAAAUAAAUUUGGGUUAUGCUGCAAAGUGCCCAAAUAACUCUGGUUAAUAAUAUAAGAUCCUCUCUCUUUAAAAAAAAUAGGAGGAAAAGAAACUGUAAUGUUAUGGACUCCCCUGAAAGCAAUGUCGAAGACUGUUUUAUCAGAUAAGUUACAUUUAUAUGGGGCUUUAUGGUUUUCAGAAGACUUUUGCAAACAUUAAUUCCUUAUUUCUUCUUAGUAAUGCCAGAGGAAGAUAGGGCCAGGAUUCCUGGUCUCAUUUUCGGGAUUUAAAAAUGGGAACUCAAAUAGUUUUAGUAACUUUCCUGAGAGCAGAUGUAGGCCAUCUGAAUCCAGAUUUGGUAGUCUUUCCACAAAACCAGACUGUCUCAAAAUUGUUUUUUAUAUUCAGAAAGAGGAAGCACACCAAGAAGUAAUCAUCAUUUUAUAGCUUGUGUCAUCUUAUCAUUAUUGUCAUAUUGAAGGAAAACUUCUAGAUAAGAGAUAAUAUGAAUAUACGCUUAGUAUGUUUUAAUACUUGCUAGUGACAGAAUUGACAUCUGAGCACACUCCAGUUUACCAACUCAACAGCCUAACUGGGUCAGAGAUGCUUCCAUGAAAAGUCUUAGACUGAAACCAGUGUCAUAGUUGGCAUUUACCAUGCUGCGUGGCAGAGUGGAUUCUCAAGGAAAGUUUGUUGAAUGAAUGAAUGAAAAUGCAUUUAGAACCAUUCAAUACCAGGGUAGAAUUGAUUUAAAGACUUUGUGAGAAUUAUCUAAGGAAAUAACUCCUGUUACUCUUAUAGGUCAAAGGAAUAUAAUUCUCCGGAGGGUAGAAAACAGGCUAAAAAUCUUAACUAAUAAGAUGACCUAAAGGGUCCCUCAGAUUCUUAGUUGAAGCAUGGAGGAAAAGGCAAUGGAGGCAGAGAAUUGCUCUCCUGCCAUAAUUCUACUAGUCCCUCUAGUCCUGCUCUCUGUGCUAUGAAAGGAAUAUGGAGUAAUUUAUUGCCUGAAAGGAUCUCCCCCAGCCAGCCUUUGCAAAUUCUGAGUUUAAGAAGUAGGACAAAUAUGCAUUUCACAUGCACAUUUGCUUUAAAUAGCACCCACCCCUUGUUCUACUUAAACACACACACACAAAUGGAUCUUUUUGUGUGUGGCUAAUCGUUUUUUAUAUCAUCAUUAUUUUUCUUCCUGAAAUUUACAUCCUAGAAACUCAAAUUCCUCAUUUACUGUGACAUAUUGAAUACAUACCUAAUAGAGUGUUCUGGAUAAAGGGAGAGUUUCUAAAUCACUGUUAGUGUGGUCAGAAGCAGUUGUUUUUCUUAAAACUUCUCAUUUCUGCGAACUAAAAAACAGCUUUAUUUGCUCCAUCCCCUGUGGCCACAGAUAUUUCAAGUUAUUCCACUUUGGUACACAGGAACAAAGAGAAGAGAGCAGGGGAAGGGAAGAAGACUGGAUUAGAAGCUAAGAGGUGGGAAGAUGGAAGGGAACAAAGGAGAGUGAAAGAAAGUAAACAUGACAAAAGGGAAAGGGAACGGAUGACCAUCUCACGUUAGUCACUUACUAUCCCAGAUUUCUUAAGGUUUUGAAUGAAUUACAUGUACAGACUCAUCUUAUUUUCAUUACAUAUGACAUUGAACCUUUACAUUUCGGUCGCAAAUUUUGAUGCUGAGUCAACACGUGCAGGGAACUGACAUGAACUAAAUAAAAACUUAGCUGUUCCUCAUAGUACUUUGCAUUACUUUGUAGUUUCUUUGAUCUCCCAGGAUCCUUGGAAACUAAGGGUCAGUUCUGACAAAUAAGGCCUGCAGUGUGAAUGCCACCUCCCCGGAAGGUACCAGGAAUAUCUCUGCUUAGAGAAACGUAGAUCCAGCCUGUUCUCACUGCACCCCAGGUAUCAGUUCAUUCAUUCAACAAAUAUUAGGUAAGCCAUUACUAUGACUUCGGUUCUGUGUGCAUAGUUUCAGUUUUUCCCAUCAAAAUGUCAGCAGGAUGAGAAACCUCAGUUCUAAGGAGUCUGACAAUACUGGCCCUUGCUAAUGUAUUAGGCUUAAAUAAAAUCACCUCCAUUUGUUGCCGUUUUCUAUAACAUCCCAUUACCAAAAUAAAGAGAUAUGCCUUGUGUUAUCCUGGUUAUGAAAGAAUGAGUAUAAUAGUGCUUGCCAUUGUGAAAGCUUCAUUCUCUAUCAUUCUCCCAAGUCCCCAGCUGCCAGCAUUGCUUUUUUAGGAUUGAAUAUUUAGUAUUUAGUAACAGGUAUUAAGAGAAUCAUGAAGCAUUGUUUUUGAUCUUCAGGCCAUGCAGGCUUUCCUUAGUUCCCCUGCUUUUGCAAUAUUGAGUUUAUAAAAUUUGAAUACUUCUAUUCAUUAUAUGUGAAUAAUUUUGGGGAGGCAUCUGGGAGAUAAUUUUUUAGGAAGAACUAUUAAAACUGUGCUCAACUAUU
Lepus europaeus (European hare) is the source of this 4178-nucleotide messenger RNA. It is a transcript of the gene CYBB, whose product is annotated as cytochrome b-245 heavy chain. The transcript has 13 exons. The coding region runs from base 32 to 1744 and encodes 570 amino acids. Gene Ontology annotation, biological process: superoxide anion generation; defense response. The record is from RefSeq and is a predicted model, not a curated record. Gene Ontology annotation, cellular component: NADPH oxidase complex; plasma membrane. Gene Ontology annotation, molecular function: superoxide-generating NAD(P)H oxidase activity. NCBI's taxonomy places the organism in Eukaryota, Metazoa, Chordata, Mammalia, Lagomorpha, Leporidae.